Molecule: messenger RNA, 1035 nt
Organism: Alternaria metachromatica
Lineage: Eukaryota; Fungi; Ascomycota; Dothideomycetes; Pleosporales; Pleosporaceae
Exons: 2
Coding region: 1-1035 (344 amino acids)
Source: RefSeq, a predicted model, not a curated record
AUGCCUCAGCAAAACAACAAUCCCUUAUCCCAUAGGCCAGCGCCGACCAUGCCAUCGCAACGGGAAUCGAUACCAGCACGUGAUCUCAAGAGCAGUCAAGAGAGCCAGCCACCACCAUCAUCAAACAUCCAACUCCGCUUCUCCUUCUCCGAAUCCUUCAUCGAUGAUGUCGAGCGACAAGUCCACUCCGAGAACAACUUCAACCAGAGUUUCUCGGGGCUGACGAUGACCCCCGGUGCCAGCUUCUCCUCCUCGAGUUCACAAUCUACUACCAAGGCGUCUCCGGUUCAACCCAUCCAACCACAAACGUCAAUCUACCACCAACCUCCGGUCUUGAUCAAACCGGGCAAGAAAAGAGAAGGCUAUGGGUUCAGUUACUCGGAGACGUUCAUGUACGACUCAGACGACUACCCCGACACUGAGUGCGGGGACGUGGACGAUCAGUCGACCGAACUACACACCACGAGGUCACUGGAUAGCAAUCCGUAUCUGAACUGGGACGGAAACAUGGGAUCACCACAAGUGCAACAAUCACAGUCAUCAACCAGGCCAACAUCACGAGACUCAACAGCAACGAUACCAACCCCAACAACCUCCUUCGACGACCUCGUCGUCCUACGCCCCCCAGGCUCCUUCCACCUCGCCCGCCCACAACGCCACCUCCCCUGCACAACCGCAACACGCGAAGAUGCGCUCGCCCUCCGCGCCUCCGCCACUUUACUCCUCUCGAAAUACACAGAGUCUUCAUCUAUCCAACUCGCCCUCUUGACACGCAUGGAGCGCAUGAUGUAUCUCGAGCAGCAGAAGCCUGGUGCGACGGAAGAUAGCGUAGCAGAGAGUUUAGAAGCCUGUGUGAGGAGGCUGAGGGAUUGGUUGGUGAAGAGUCAGCAAGAGAGGAUUGAGACGGGGGAGUGGAGGGGGGUUGUGGAACAUGAGAUUGAGUGGGUGGAGUGGAUGGUGAGGGCGGCUGAGAGGGGGGUGUUGCAUGUAAGGCGGAGGGGGUGUCGGUGUCGGCCGGAGUGGGAGGGGCUGUGA